Messenger RNA from Trichoderma citrinoviride, 1347 nucleotides. RefSeq lists its product as hypothetical. The coding region runs from base 1 to 1347 and encodes 448 amino acids. The record is from RefSeq and is a predicted model, not a curated record. The transcript is spliced from 4 exons. Lineage: Eukaryota; Fungi; Ascomycota; Sordariomycetes; Hypocreales; Hypocreaceae.
AUGUCUAGCCACGAUAGUCACAAUAGAUCUCACUCUCAAAGUAGCACCGGCGGUCGAAGACGCAAAGGCAUUGUCAGCAGCCUUGUGAGAAAUAGUUACCACAAUCACCAAGAGAAGAAGAAAGCGCAAGCUGCUGCUGCUACGUCUAACAACAAUGAUGAAGCCCGGCCGGCCAGUUAUUCGGAAGGAUCUCGCGAUGAAAGGCGCCACACCUCAUAUGAACAUGACGGUAACGGAUCUUCGGAUAGCGAUGGCAACGAGGAGCUAGUGCGCGUUGAUCAAGAGACGUCCCGAGAUCUGGAGGAGGCAGCAUGGCAGCUCGAUGCUGCGCAAUCACAACUAGAGCCACCGCCCGAUUAUGCUACUGUCAUGGCCCAAGACAUUGACGUCGACGCAAUGGCUGAAGGAUUUGUACGAAGUCAUACCGCUCCAUCAAACCAGCAGAUACAGCGCCAGGGACUGCCGAUGCCCGUGAUCCUCCCGCAGCGCCGUCCCGGAGAGCGUGCCCGCGGCUUCAUCCACGCCUAUGCACCAUUGCUUCAAGAUGUGGGCAUUGACGAGGCGACAUUCUUCGACUUUAUCGAGCAGCUGAAUAUGGCAACAGCGCCAUCGCCUUGGAUCAACGCCAUCAACCUCGCGGCCGUGGCUGUGCAAAAUGUCCCGGAGCCUGUUUCCAUAGCCGUUUCCAUUGCGGCACGUGUCGCCACUCAAGUCGGCCUCCAGGCUCACAGCCGUUCGAAAACAAACGCUUUCUUGAACAAGAUGAACGCCGGAUUCUUUCGCCCGUUGGGUCUUAUUGCCGUCAUCAUGACCUGGAAACCUAGCCGAGCCCGUGAGGUUGUCACACAAGUCAACUUUGACGCGGCACUGGAGCAAGCCACACAGAAUGCUUCUGGUCCGGGCUCUGGAACAACAAGCGGUUUCAGCGAUAGGAUGCAAGCCUCACAUGGAACAACAAGCUUUGAGUGGCCAGAGUCAGCGCCGCUGGUGUUUCCGACGUUAGACAAGCUCGCUGGUACUCCCGAAGGGAGGCAGGCCGUUGAAGAUGCUGGGCAGAAGCAAAACGGACUGAAGCGCAGCAUGAACUUUGCUAUGGACUACAUGGAUAAGCGGGCUCAAGCCCAGUGGGCAAACGAGCAUCCGGAGAGUCGUCUGGCUCAGCUGAAUGAGAAGCCUGAAUUUCAUUCACGCUACGCAGAUCCCAACCAUCCAGCGAGCAGCGGCAGUCUUGUGGCUUUACUUACAGGAGGCGCUGACGUCUUAUACCUCAUGAUUGCCAACCUGCCAUCAAGCGAGGAAAUGGCAGCAGCGGAGCAAUUUCUACAGACGCAUUCUGUGCAAGGCUGA